Vigna unguiculata (cowpea) is the source of this 4170-nucleotide messenger RNA. The record is from RefSeq and is a predicted model, not a curated record. NCBI's taxonomy places the organism in Eukaryota, Viridiplantae, Streptophyta, Magnoliopsida, Fabales, Fabaceae.
AUGGAAGGAAAUAUGUCACACGUCGCUAUUCCACUCUUUGAUGGUGAAAGCUAUGAUCUAUGGGCGGUAAGGAUGCAAACAUAUCUAGAAGGGCUAGAUCUAUGGGAAGUUGUGGAGGAAGAUGAUGUUCCCUUGUCUGAAAAUCCCACCGCGGCUCAAAUGAAAGCGCAUAAAGAAAAGAAAACGAGAAAGACAAAGGCAAAAUCAUGCUUGUUCGCAGGUGUUUCACAAAUGAUUAUGACCAGGAUCAUGACUCUAAAGUCUCCCAAAGAAAUCUGGGAAUACUUGAAAGCAGAAUAUGAAGGGAACGAGAAGAUUCGAGGCAUGAAAAUAAAAUUGUUGGGAAAAGAGUUUCCAGAUUCCAGACUCGUUGAGAAAAUUCUGGUGACGGUGCCGGAAAGAUAUGAGGCAUCUAUUGCUUCCUUAGAAAAUACAAAAGAUUUGUCUACAAUCACCUUUAUAGAGGUGAUACAUGCCUUGCAAGCACAAGAACAACGAAGAUUGAUGAGAGAAGAUCAUGAGGCGGUUGAAGGUAAUUUAAAUUACACGGAAGAUAAUGCUCUCAUAGUCAAGAAAAAUAGAAGGAGCAGAUACAACAACACACAGGUAUGCAAAUCUAAAGAUUCUCAAGAAGAUGUUCAGAUUGUGGAGAAUAAAUCAGAUGAGGAUAAAUCAGAGGAAGAUAUACUUUUUACAACAUCAUGUGUCACAACCAACGAAUCUUCAAAAGAUUGGAUUAUAGAUAGUGGUUGCACAAACCAUAUGACUCAUGAUAGAGAAAUUUUCAAGGAGCUGAAUAAUAUUUCCAAGGUAAGAAUUGGGAAUGGAGAACAACUUGCUGUGAAAGGAAUUACUGUGACGUUCAAUAACUCAAGCGAAAGUGAUGAAGCAAAGUGCAUAGAUAGAGAGAGGCAAGCACUCCUGAGCUUCAAACGAGGCCUCAUAGAUAACUUUGGCGUGCUCUCAACUUGGACCAAUAAUACAGAUUGCUGCAAAUGGAAACGUAUUCUCUGCAACCAACAAACUGGUCAUAUACAACUGCUUGAUCUUCAUGGAAACUCUUUCAAUACGCCGUAUUUGAGAGGAGCAAUCGAUGUCACUUUGUUGAUUCACUUGCCAUAUAUUCAACAUCUGGAUCUCAGCCAUAAUCUUUUUGAACUGAGUUACAUCCCAGAGUUCACCAUCUCCUUCUCCAACUUAAGAUAUCUCGAUCUCUCCCAUUCUGAUUUUGCCGGUAGGAUUCCUUCUACACUUGGAAAUCUCUCACAACUACGUUAUCUAGAUCUUGGGGAUAAUUAUCUUUGGGGAGAAAUUCCUACUCAGAUUGGGAAUCUGGAACACUUACAGUAUCUUGAUCUUGGAUUAUUUUAUCUUUCCGGAAAAAUCCCAUCUCAAAUUGGGAAUCUCAGCAACCUACAAUAUCUCAGUGUUGGAUGUAACACUCCUGUAUAUGCAUCCUCAUCAUCAAACCGCAUUUCAAAUUCCCUUUCUGGAGAAAUCCCUUUUCGCAUAGGGAAUCUUCCAUUGUUGCAUACUCUCCGACUAGUUGGCAAUUUUGAUAUAAAACCUAAGGAUGCACAAUGGCUGUCUACUCUUCGUUCCUUAACAAUUCUUGAGUUGAGUUCAUUAAACAGUCUUGGUUCCUCUCAUCAGUGGCUACCAACUAUCACUAAAAUCAUUCCAAACUUAAGAGAGAUGAGGCUAGUUGAUUCUAAUCUUUUGGAUAUUGAUGUUCAAUCUUUGUUCCAAUCCCAUUCUUCCAACAAGUCCACCUCUCUUGCUGUGCUAGAUCUCUCUUCUAAUAUGUUGACAUCAUCAACACUUCAACUAUUGUUUAACUUUAGCCUUCAUCUUCAAGAGCUUUAUCUUUCUCACAAUAAUAUAUCUUUGUCACCUCUAUGUCCAAAUUUUCCAUCCCUUAAGAUCCUUGAGCUCUCUUAUAAUAAUCUAUCAUCAUCGAUGUUUCGGGGGAAUUUUAAUAUCAGCUCCAAAAUGAAACAACUUUAUCUUGUAAACUGCAGUAUUACAGAUAGAAGUUUCCUGGUUUCUUCUACUUCUACUUCUACACGGAGUUCUUUAUCCUCUCUUCUCUACCUUGAUCUCUCUGAUAACCUAUUAAAAUCAUGUCCUAUAUUUCAUUGGCUUUCUAAUUUUACCACAAAUCUUCGUACCCUUCGCCUUGGUUAUAAUUUCUUGGAAGGUCCCAUUCCAGAUGAAUUUGGGAAAGUGAUGAACUCUCUUGAAUAUCUCUCUCUCCCCAAUAACAAACUCAAGGGCAAGGUUCCGUCUUUCUUUAGGAUCAUGUGCAGAUUACAACGCUUAGACCUCUCGAAUAACAAGUUCGAGGGCGAAUUUCCAAGCUUUAUUCAAAAUUCUUCAUGGUGCACCAGACACACAUUAAGGAUAUUGAACAUAUCUUAUAACCAAAUUACUGGCAAGAUACCCGAGAGCAUCCUACUCCUAUCAAAGUUGGAGAAUUUAUCGGUGGGAGAGAAUUCUUUAGAGGGUGAUGUCACUGAAUCUCAUCUUUCUAAUUUUUCCAGAUUAUUGUACUUAGACUUGUCAUAUAACUCAUUGUCUCUAAAAUUUGAUUCCAAAUGGGUUCCUCCUUUUCAAUUAAAUUACUUGUAUCUUGCAUCUUGCAAGCUAGGUCCGAAUUUUCCUAGUUGGAUCCAGACUCAAAAUUCCUUAAUCCAUCUAGAUAUAUCUGAUAAUGGGCUGACUGAUUUAGUACCAAAAUGGGUUUGGAACAAGUUGCAAAUUAUGUACACAUUGAAUAUGUCUCACAAUAAUCUCAUUGGUUCAAUCCCUAAUAUGAAAUUGAAGCUUCCUUUCAGACCAUCUAUAAUUAUAAAUUCAAAUAAAUUUGAGGGAAAAAUACCAUUAUUUUUGUUAGAUGCUUCCGAGUUAUUACUCUCUGAAAAUAAAUUUUCAGAUUUCUUUUGUGGAAACAACACUGCUGCAAAUUUGGCCACUUUGGAUUUAUCAUACAAUCAAAUUAAGGGGAAACUUCCCGAUUGUUGGAAAUUUGUUGAUCGAUUGUUGUUUCUUGAUUUAAGUAGCAAUGAAUUGUCAGGGAAGAUUCCUAAUUCCAUGGGCACCCUUGUUAAAUUGGAAGCUUUGGUUUUACGAAACAAUAGUUUGAUGGGUGAAUUGCCUUCCUCUUUGAAGAAUUGCAAGAAUUUAAUUAUGUUGGAUAUGAGUGAGAAUAUGUUGUCUGGUCCAAUACCAUCAUGGGUUGGAGAAAGCAUGUCACAAUUGAUAAUCUUGAUCAUGCGAGGGAAUCACUUCUCUGGAAAUAUUCCCCUUCAUAUAUGUUAUUUGCAGCGUAUUCAAUUGUUGGAUCUUUCAAGGAACAAGUUGUCAGAAGCAAUUCCGGCAUGCUUAAAUAAUUUUACUGCAUUGUCUGGAAAGAGCAUCGACAGAGUUGAAACUGAAAGUCGUGUGCAUUGGUACAAUAGUACUUACUCAGAAAUUUAUAAUUUUUUCAGUGCUAGUUAUUAUACGUUUCACAUAACAUGGACGUGGAAAGGUGUGGAACGCAGCUUCAGACAUCCCGAAUUGAUUCUUCAGAGUAUCGAUCUCUCAUGUAACAAUUUAACAGGUGAAAUGCCGAAAGAGAUUACAUACUUGCUCGGGUUAGUUUCUUUGAAUUUAUCACGAAACAAUUUGAAUGCAGAAAUUCCUUCUGAGAUUGGGAAUUUAAGUUCGCUAGACUCCCUUGACCUAUCAAGAAAUAAUUUGUCUGGAAAAAUUCCUGCAACUCUUUCCAAUAUUGAUCGUCUUUCCGUGUUAGACUUGUCAAACAACCAUCUCAUCGGAAGAAUUCCAUGGGGAAGACAGUUGCAAACCUUUGAUGCCUCUAGUUUUGAAGGAAAUCUUGAUCUUUGUGGGAAACCCCUUCAGAAAACUUGUCCUGCAGAUGAGACAACGAUAAAGUCUGAAGGCCCAGAAGAGCAUGAUGAAGAUGAUAAUUCGGGUUUCUAUGGAGCAUUAUACAUGAGCUUGGGGGUAGGAUUCUUCACAGGAUUUUGGGGCUUGUUAGGUCCAUUACUACUUUGGCAGCCAUGGAGAAUUGCUUACCUGAGUUUCUUGAAUAGACUCAUAGAUUAUAUAAUCGUAAUGGCUGAAGUGAACACAACAAAGUGUCAAAGGUGGCUCAAAGAUUAG